CACGCGCACCAACCAUGGCUGCUCUGCUAUCCAUCCAUCCUCCCGCCUCCUAUAUAUGCUCCUCCCCCUCCCUCCUCACCGUCCCAUCUGCCUCCUCCUCCUCCACCACCUCCACACCGCCGGCCAAGCAGCACACCGGGUCCAACCAACGAGCGGGACGAGCUCGACGCAAGCCCAGCUCGGCAACGCAAUAAUGGCGAUCAAGAAGGGGGGCGCGGCGGGGCUGAUGCAGAUCCUGAAGCGGUGCUCCAGCCUGGGCCGCCGGCAGCAGCAGCAGCAGCAGAGCCACGGGUGGGAGGAGGAGGAGGAGGCGGCGCCGUCGGACGUGCCGCGGGGCCACUUCGCGGUGUACGUGGGCGAGUCGCGGCGCCGGUUCGUGGUGCCCAUCGCCGUGCUGGACCGGCCCGAGUUCCGCUCCCUGCUCCGCCGCGCCGAGGAGGAGUUCGGCUUCGGCGGCGCCGGGGACCUGCUCGUGCUCCCCUGCGAGGAGCUCGCCUUCCGCUCCCUCUGCUCCGCCUCCUCCCUCCCCUGUGCCGCCGCCCGCUGAGGCCCCAACCCGCCUCCAUUUCUUCGGUCCGUCGGUCCGGCCUGGCGCCAUUGCCAGGCGGGCCGACGGCCGGGUGCAGUGCAGUGCAGUGUGUGUAAAUACGAGUCCAUCGAUUCGACGUGGCGCAUGCGCGUAUUAGCGCGCGCCCUUGGAAGUCAACCGGCCGGCCGCCAUUGGUCGAUCGGUUGCUGCUGCGUGUGGAGAUAUCAUCAGACGGAUCGAGCCAUCGAGGAAGACGACGACGAGGACGACGGAGAGGAGGAGAUCUUUGAAGAGAGAUUUUUAGAGCUAGUGAUUGAUUUAUCACCGGCCGGUGUGUGGAUUAAUUUGCGUGUACGUUGUUUGUGACGUGUUCGAGUCCGGCCUAAUGCUCUCUGCCUCCUCCGGGAGUGCGUGAUUAGGCGAGGCGAACCGUCAUUACACCCCUUUUUUUGCACUGUGCAAGCGAAUUAAGAUGUGUUUGGCCGGCUAAGCUAGCUCUAGUGAACGAGAUAGUGCAACCGCAAAUGUGUACGUGCGUACGUGUGUUCCUUCUCCUCCCCUGGUUUGGGAAAUAAAGAAUGGUCGUUUUGUCAUGA
Molecule: messenger RNA, 1125 nt
Organism: Hordeum vulgare subsp. vulgare (domesticated barley)
Lineage: Eukaryota; Viridiplantae; Streptophyta; Magnoliopsida; Poales; Poaceae
Product: auxin-responsive protein SAUR50-like
Exons: 1
Coding region: 56-547 (163 amino acids)
Biological process (GO): response to auxin
Source: RefSeq, a predicted model, not a curated record